Messenger RNA from Megalops cyprinoides (Indo-Pacific tarpon), 1554 nucleotides. RefSeq names its product dopachrome tautomerase (gene dct). Gene Ontology annotation, molecular function: oxidoreductase activity; dopachrome isomerase activity. Bases 1 to 1554 code for a protein of 517 amino acids. The transcript is spliced from 8 exons. Gene Ontology annotation, biological process: developmental pigmentation; positive regulation of neuroblast proliferation; ventricular zone neuroblast division. Gene Ontology annotation, cellular component: melanosome. The record is from RefSeq and is a predicted model, not a curated record. NCBI's taxonomy places the organism in Eukaryota, Metazoa, Chordata, Actinopteri, Elopiformes, Megalopidae.
AUGAUGAGGGCGCUGGCGAUCGUCCUGGUAUGUUUUGCGACGUGGUCCGACAGGGCGGAUGCUCAGUUUCCCAGAGCCUGUUGCACAGUGGAGGGGAUCACCUCCAAGCAGUGCUGCCCCUCCCUCAGCGGCGACCCCGCCGACCUCUGCGGGACUCUGUCGGGGAGAGGAAACUGCACCAGCGUGAGAGUGGACACCAAGCCAUGGGGCGGACCUUACAGGUUGAGGAACGUCGAUGACAGGGAGAGGUGGCCCACGAAGUUCUUCAACCGAACCUGCAGGUGCUCGGGAAACUUUGCGGGUUACAACUGCGGAGAAUGUAAAUUUGGCUGGACGGGACCCAACUGUGACCAGCGCAAGGCCCCCGUCACGCGCAAGAACAUCCACUCUCUGACCACAGCUGAGCUCCAGGAGUUCCUGGAUGUACUGGACCUCGCCAAGACCACCAUCCACCCCGACUAUGUCAUCGCCACCCAGCACUGGCUCGGCCUGCUAGGGCCCAAUGGCACCCAGCCCCAGUUCAACAACAUCUCCAUCUAUGACUUUUUUGUGUGGCAGCACUAUUACUCCGUCAGAGACACACUCCUAGGCCCGGGUCGGCCGUUCAAGGCAAUCGAUUUCGCCCACAAAGGACCAGCGUUCAUCACCUGGCACAGGUACCACCUACUGCUCCUGGAGAGAGACUUGCAGAAAUUAUCAGGAAACGAAAACUUUGCAGUGCCAUAUUGGAACUUCGCCACGGGGCAGACCGAGUGUGACGUCUGCACCGAUUCUCUCCUGGGGGGCCGCAGUGCGGACGACCCCUCCCUCAUUAGUCCCCGGUCCAGGUUCUCCAGAUGGGGGGUGGUGUGCAACAGCCUGGACGAGUAUAACCGCUUGGUUACCCUCUGCAAUGGGACCAAUGAGGGGUCUUUAAGACGGGGCAUGUCUUCUGAAAGGACCAAUAUGAGCCUGCCCAGCAUGAAUGAUGUCAGGAGCUGCCUCAACCUCAGAGACUUUGACAGCCCUCCCUACUUUACGAACUCCACGUUCAGCUUUAGGAAUGCUCUGGAAGGCUACGACAGGCCAGACGGUCAGCUGGAUGCCUCUGUGGCCAACCUCCACAACCUGGUCCACUCUUUCCUGAACGGAACCAGUGGUCUGUCCCACUCUGCUGCCAACGAUCCCAUCUUUCUGGUGCUCCACGCUUUUACGGAUGCAAUCUUUGAUGAGUGGAUGAAACGGUUCAUUCCGCCAAACUCCAGCUUCCCAGAUGAAAUGGCACCCAUUGGCCACAACAGAGACUACAACAUGGUUCCCUUUUUCCCGCCAGUGACUAAUGAGGAGAUCUAUAUCAGCUCGGAGCAGCUUGGGUACUCCUACGCCAUAGACCUAGAAGACACAGACAGUGCAGCUGCCGUGGUCGUCCUGGGCUCCACGCUGGGCGGGGUCUUCCUGGGCCUCCUGGUUCUGCUGCUCCUGCUGGUGCUGUACUUGCGGCAGCGGAGAAAACGGGGCUUCGAGCCUCUCAUCAAGGCCGAGUUCACCAACAGGAAGUACACAGAGGAAGCUUAG